UCCAUUCCUCUCCGAAGCAGAGCGUGGUGUGGUGAUAGCAGCAGCAGCAGCAGCAGCAGCAGCACGCUCCAGAUCGGGGCCACUGAAGGGCGAACGAGACUAGACGAAGGAGAGCAUCCUACUCCUCGCCUUGCCAAGCCCAUCCUUGCAGCCCUCGCCGGAUUCAGGUAGUCAUGAGUGGUGGCACCAUCUGGAUAGUGGGUAUGGCCUGGGCAUUAACAGUGCUGUGUGCCAGUGCGAAGGGCAUAGAGGACCGCUGCUUAUCUGGAGGGAAACACAAAUCCAGUCCAAGCCCAGAAGGACAGCUGGGUAUCUGCCAGAUCUAUGCGGAGAGUGCCUGUUGCUCACCAGAGGUUGCCCAGGACCUUUCCAAAGCCAAUGACAUCUAUUGGAACCGCUGUGGAAGCCUCAGCAGCAGAUGUGAGGAAUAUAUGCAGCAAGUGGAAUGUUUCUACCGCUGCUCUCCCAUUGCUGCCCAGUGGCCUCAUCCUCAGCGACCCACAGCUAUGCAGGCUGUGCCCCUCUGCCAGAGUUUCUGUGACCAAUGGUAUGACGCUUGCAAAGAAGACCUGACCUGCGCUCGUAAUUGGCUUACUGACUGGCACUGGGGACCUGAUGGGAAUAACUGCAGCCAUGACUGCCUCUCGUAUGGCCAGAUGUACAAGGAUGGAAAGGAGUUGUGCGAGACCAUCUGGGACGAUUCUUUUGCUGUCAGCAGUGACCCCUGUGAGUGCCUAACUCUGGCAGCCUCCGAUGCAGCCUUCCCCUCUUCUUAUUCCCACCCUGAAGACAGUGACAGCAUUGAGGAGUCCGACACCACGAAGGAGGGCAGCAGAAGAGAAGGCCGCAUCAGGAUUUGUACGGGCAAUCUGCUCUACCGACGCCUGAGAAGGAACAUGCAGAAGCGUUCGGUCUUCAUGGAAGAUGUGGAGGGGAGUGGGAGUGGGUUCUGAUCCAAGACAGCUACCCUCCCCAGGGAAAAUAACCCCCUCCCCUGUGAUUGCCGGGGGCUUGGGGGGAUCGCUUGUGAUCUAUGCAAAUCCGUCAUGUCCCACCUUACCAGCUUCUUGCCACCUUGUCUAGCUCUGUGCAACUUGGCAUAUGGUCAUGGGGCAAAAGAAGCCGAUCUGUUACCUUAACAGGCCUCCCGGUCCCAUGCCGUAGCGGUAGAGCUGACCCCGCCAGGGCGCCUUCAUCUCCUGGGAGCUGGUCCAUGGCCACUGCUUUCCUCAAGCUCUCCAUUUUGUACAGGUAGAAAAGCCUGGUUAGAGAGCAGUUGAUGUGACAUCUCCACUCCCAAUGCCCUGCCUUCCCUUCCCUUUGUGCCCUUCCAAGAGCUGGCCCGAAGGGUCCUUCAUUGGGGGCCCCUCAGAGGCUCUGGUGAAUGAACACACUUGAGAAAACAAGGGAUUGUGUGGCUGAAAAGAAAGGUGUGACAUGAUCUACACUGGAGAACUUAGCCCCUACUGCUGAUAUGGUUUCAAGUACAUUUGCUAGUGGGCCUGAGCCAAAAUGGAAGGCCUUCCACUGGUUGAGCCAACAUGGAGGCAGCAGGCAAUAGAUAAAUCACUGCCCAUUAGGUGGGGCUAGAGAGCUACAUUGACAUAGUUACAGGCCGGGAGUCAGGAAGGCUGCAGUUACAUGAGGACCGAUAGCUGCUGCUCCAUUAAAUUGGCUCACACCCAGCACUCGCUUUAACUUUUAUGCCACCAAACGCUGGUUGUACAGAUCUGGCUUGUUAAGUUUAAUAAUGCAAUGUGUGCAUCAGGGAAAACAUUUCAAGCACUCUGUACAAAAUGCAUAGCGUCCAACAAGAAGCGAUCUGUGCCAUGUAGCAUAUGUUCUAGUCAGAAAAGCAUCUAAUGAUGGGAUGCAGACAGUCAGGCCUGGGGUCCAAAUCCAUCUGGCCAUGCCCUUUCCCCCACAACCACCUGUCACGGGUCGUUUUUUUGUUUUUGCUUUUGUGCAGUCUUUCCUCCAUUGUAAAAGGUUGAAAUGAAUCCCCUAAGGCUUCGUUUCAGAAAGAGCUUUAAGCUAAAACAUGCUGGUGUUUUGGGAAUUUUGCCCCCACCCCCCACUGGAAUGCAGUCCCCCAAGAUUUGGCCCUCAGCCAAAGAGAGAUUCUGCACCCCUGAUCUAAUGGAAAAUGAAGGGUGGGGUUGGAGAGCGCAAGAGUCCCCGUGCCUCCACAUCUUUUAUGCGGCACUCCUUGAAUUUCACCAAACCAACCCCGGUG
Molecule: messenger RNA, 2236 nt
Organism: Elgaria multicarinata webbii
Lineage: Eukaryota; Metazoa; Chordata; Lepidosauria; Squamata; Anguidae
Gene: RTBDN
Product: retbindin
Exons: 6
Coding region: 174-953 (259 amino acids)
Cellular component (GO): external side of plasma membrane
Molecular function (GO): riboflavin transmembrane transporter activity; signaling receptor activity; riboflavin binding
Source: RefSeq, a predicted model, not a curated record